Messenger RNA from Cuscuta europaea, 1887 nucleotides. The record is from the annotation of a GenBank genome assembly. Lineage: Eukaryota; Viridiplantae; Streptophyta; Magnoliopsida; Solanales; Convolvulaceae.
AUCUAGCGUCCUGAUCGCAUACGGGAAUUUUACAAAAACACUCCUUUUUAGGAAGAGCAGAAAAACGUCGGACUAGAAGCCACCGGGCUAUUUCACCGAUUGGUUUCCUGUACUUCGAGGUCAGGUGCUCUGGCCAACUCAUUUUGCCUCCGCAGGUUUAUGUAGGUAAAGAUUCACCAAUACCUGUUGGCGAAAAGGGGGUUACAACUUACUUAAUUGCAAAGUAGUGUUGAAUUUCUAGGAAAAAGCUCUGAUUUAGGCCUUGGAAAAUGUCCAGCGGAGAGGUGAAGAAAGUAUCACGUGAAGAUAUUCAGCUGGUUCAAAAUCUCAUAGAACGGUGCCUACAGCUUUACAUGAACCAGAAAGAAGUUGUGAGCACCCUCCUACACCAAGCCAAAAUUGAGCCAGGCUUUACUGAACUUGUGUGGCAAAAGCUUGAAGAAGAAAACCAGGAAUUCUUCAGAGCAUACCGUUUGAGGUUAAUAGUGAAGGAUCAAAUAUUGAGAUUCAAUGAGUUGCUUGAGAGGCAAGCUAAGCUAAUAAGUCAGAUAUGUCCACCUGGAGUUAAUUCGAUUCCCCUGGUCACCGGUGGAUCUCAAAUACAUCAAUUACAUGAUAACUCUACCUGCGCAACAACUGAUAACAUUGGACCGGUAAUGAAGGCUGACACCAUGAGCCAAAAUAUGAAUGCCAGUUUACUUAAUGUAUACUCCAACAGCGUGUCCUCCCUGCAAACUCGUAUGGAAACUGCCCUCGAUAUGUCCUCUCAUCAUCCACGGAGGAUUAAUGUCUUACCAAGCACCCUGCUGGCUCAAAAUGCUAGUGUGGGGUUGAUGCAUGGGGGACAACUCAUCAAAUCAGAAGCAGCUGCUUCUCCUGCUUAUCGUCAUCCUGCCAAUCCCCAUUUUAUGUUUGGUAGUGACAACAAUGUUUUGGAAAACCGCCCUGUCAUCACGGAUGCGUCCAUUUCAUCCUUCAGUAGUGUGGAGUCUAAUUCACAGAGCCUGAACGAGACUGUCUUGGAUGCUGCUGAUACAUCCUUUGGGUUCUUGGGGCAGAUUCCCCGCAACUUCAGUUUGUCCGAUUUGACAGCUGACUUUGCUAAUAGUUCAGAUAUUUUAGAGACAUAUUCGAGAUCGCCCUUCCUAGCUUCAGACACAGAUAGCUUCCUGGAUCCUCGUUGUAUGAGAGAGCACCGAGGUGAACAUUGUGAAUUAUUGAAUACGUUUAAAUGACAUUAAAAAAAAUCGCAGUUUUUGUUAAAGAUCUUUAAAGAUGUGUGCUAAGACAUUAAUCUGAGCUGCACAUAAUUGAAAAUAUUCAUUAAUCAUUAUGAUUUAUAUUUUCAUAUUUCAACAUGGUCUCCUUCGCCAAUUUAAAUGGGUAGUGAAGUCAUUUGUUAUUUUUACCUCCACUCCAUCGUAAAAUAACUUUUCAUAUUUUCUUGCUCAUUUUGUCAUUUCUCAUUUGAUGUGUGUAAAAAUUUUCAGGCCCAUUUGCUCCGUAGAUACAACCCCUGGAGGAGUUUCGUGUAAAUAAGGAAUGGGACAUGGUGAAGCGUUCAAAAUGUGUAGACUGGCUUGAUUUAUUGGUCGGUGCAACUCUUGUGGAUAAGAAAUAUUUUUGUCAAAGAAUGGGUGGGUAUAUGUGCAUUUGUUUUGUGCAAAUAGGUUUAUUACAGGAAAAUCAUCAGUAUGCGUUUAUGUGAAUGGCGGUUCUAAUCUGAUGGAUUUGUGAAACGUUCAUGCUUAAUGGUGGUGAAAUAUUUAUUACUAAAUUGUGACUGUUUAUUACCAUAGUAGUUUCGGUGUUACCUUAAAUGGUUUUAGACUUUAGUAGAGAUCAUACAUUCAUAUGGGUGGACAAGUCACACGCUGCUCCAGUUCU